AUGCCAAUUACAAAAGUCCCCGUGGUGAAUAAAUUUGGAAUUAUAUCUGAAAAGCAACGUUUAGAGAUAACGGAGCGUUUGUGCAGAAAGACUUUGAUUGACAGCACAGUUAUACGUCAUUCAUUCAUCACCCAUAAAAAUCCUGUAGAAGUGACAGAAGAAUUUGUACACCGAUACAAUGAAGCCAGCAGUGAAACAGAAAGAAAAAAGUAUGAGACCUUGGCUCUUAAGAUGCUUGCAAGAAUUAAGCGUCGAGUUGGACUAAAUAGCUUUGGCAUCGGCAGACAUGUGAACCUUCCUUUUGCAUGGGCAGAAUUGGCCCAAUUAAUCGAAUGUAAAGGAAUCAUUCAAGAUGAAUGUCUUAAUUGUUUGCUGUUGUCCCUUAAACAAGCACCAAUUCAUCAGAAUCAUGUUGCUGCUUUGUUUUAUUUAACUGAAACGCUCGUCCUCUUGUUAAGAAGUGAAUCACUAAAAGAACCAUUCCUACGAAGCACAGAAAUCAAAAUGCUUAAGGUUUGCCAGUUGCUUUUCACUCGUCUCUAUUUCCAUAAAAUGGCCAAUCAUCUUCAAGGCUGCAAUGAUUUCAAGAAUAGGCUCGCUUCUUAUAUGCAAGGUUUGUCCAAAUGCCAGUCUCUUUAUUCCUUCUACCCAGAUGCUCAGUUGGCUUUGAAAUUUAUGAUUCAAGUAACGUCCAUUAUUCUGGCCAGUACAGACCUGAAUGUUGAUGAAAUCAAAGGAGGACAUCUUCCGGCCAGUGUGAAUAAUGAGAAAAAAGAUUUAUCUUCAAAUUUGAUGCCUUGUCUGUCAAACGGGGAAUCCUGUUCAGGUGAAGUCCGUUGUCCUUCAGGUCACAGUUCUUGGAUGAGCAGCAGCAUCCAUGACUUAACCAUCUGUCUCUCUCUCUCUCUCUCUUUCAUCUUCUCCCUUCAACACACUUUCUCUCUUUCCAAUUCUCUUUCUCCCUGCCACUUGCUAUCUGCUGCUUUCUCUCUUUCCAACUCUCUCUCUGCCAGUUUCUCUCUUUCCAAUGCUCUCUCUCUGAUCCUCUUUCUCCCUGCGGUUCUCUCUCUCUUUCCAAUUCUCUUUCCCCUGUCACUCAUUCUCUCUUCCUAG
Molecule: messenger RNA, 1113 nt
Organism: Acanthosepion pharaonis
Lineage: Eukaryota; Metazoa; Mollusca; Cephalopoda; Sepiida; Sepiidae
Source: the annotation of a GenBank genome assembly